This is a messenger RNA of Rhinichthys klamathensis goyatoka, 1653 nucleotides long. It is a transcript of the gene pstpip1a, whose product is annotated as proline-serine-threonine phosphatase interacting protein 1a. The coding region runs from base 317 to 1570 and encodes 417 amino acids. Gene Ontology annotation, cellular component: cytoplasm; plasma membrane; actin filament. The record is from RefSeq and is a predicted model, not a curated record. The transcript has 15 exons. Lineage: Eukaryota; Metazoa; Chordata; Actinopteri; Cypriniformes; Leuciscidae. Gene Ontology annotation, biological process: actin filament polymerization. Gene Ontology annotation, molecular function: actin filament binding.
AAACUCUCUUCGACACCUGAAAACUCUUGACUCUUUAAAUUUUCCAAAAGCCCACUGUUUCAGAUGUGUCAUCCUAUCUAGUAUUCAAAUGGCGUCUGCAUGCAUGCAUAGUAUCUGUAGGGCAGGCUCACUGUGGUCACUGACAUAAUAGGAGGGAGCUUCCUUAUCUGAGUCAAACCUGAGCAGCAAGAGUGUGCUGUGAAACAGCGGUUUCCUGCGCGUGGCAUUGUCUGUUCUUUCUUUUACUUUUCUUAAUUCCGCCUUUGAUUCCUUCUGUGUGCUUGUAUCGUUCUCACUACUGUAAACUGCCUUUAGAAUGACACCGUUACAAUUCAAAGAUUCUUUUUGGGGCCCAGAAUUCACCAGCAACACUGGAUAUGACACUCUUAUCCAGAGGCUAUGUGAUGGGCGACGCGCUUGCAAAGAUAUGGAAGAGCUCUUAAAAAUGAGGGCGAUGGCGGAGGAAAGAUACGGCAAGGAAUUGAUUACUAUCGCACGCAAGACAGGAGGGCAAAGUGAAAUUGGCACUUUGAAGGCAUCAUUUGACCAACUAAAAGUCCAAAUGGAGAACAUUGGAAAUUUGCACAUUCAGCUUUCUGGGAUGUUACGAGAAGAGGUGAAACGAAUGGAGCAGUUCAGAGAGCGACAGAAGGAGCAGCGGAAAAAGUUUGAAGGGGUCAUGGAAAAGGUUCAGAAGAUCAAAGUAUCAUUACAUAAGAAAACCACAGAGUCUAAAAGGGCGUAUGAACAGAGAUGUAAAGAGGCUGAUGAAGCUGAACAGGCUGUGGAGAAGCUCAACAGUACACCCACUGUCACCCCUAAACAAUCUGAAAAGAUGCAAAGCAAAGCAAAGCAGUGCAGGGACGCGUCCGCGGAUGCAGAGAAACAGUACAUGUCAAACAUAGAGCAGCUGGAUAAGAUUCGUCAGGAAUGGGAGACCACGCAUGAAUGCACAUGUGAGGUCUUCCAGCAGCAGGAAGAUGAUCGUAUUAAUAUUUUGAGAAAUGCUAUUUGGGUCCACUGUAACCACUUUUCCAUGCAAUGUGUCAAAGAAGAUGAGUGUUAUGAGGAGGUGAGGGCAGUUUUAGAAAUGUGUGACAUCACGGAAGACAUAAACUGUUUCAUCAAGACGAAAAGUACCGGCACCACUCCUUCAGCGCCUAUUGUGUUUGAGAACUAUUAUGACAGAGAACCAGCAACGGACAGCAACGGCAUCACGCGCUUCGGUGGAGGUGUGAUAAAGAGGUUUUCAAAUCUCUUGCAAGGCAACUGUGCCGUUGGCUCAAAGACUAGUAAUGACUGUAUUCAGCCAUCAGCACCUCCAUCAGCCGACUCAGAUGGAGUGUAUGCUUCCAUUCCUGUAUUUCCACAAGGAACUUCAAACGUUGCUGUCUCUCAGAGCGCCACAUACCAGGCUCAGUAUGACUACGUAGCUCAGGGCACUGAUGAGCUCUCCAUCUCUGUGGGGGAAGUUCUGCUCGUGGUGGAUCAGGGAGGAGACGGCUGGUGGACGGUGGACAGGGACGGCCACACUGGGCUGGUGCCAGGCUCAUACUUGGCCAAGAUAUGAAUUAAGAGACUAGAUCACGCUGGAACGGCUUUCCAUGUCCUUGCACCCCCAUCUCUCUAAUAGCAGAGUUAUUAAGGCCACUC